This is a messenger RNA of Mus caroli (Ryukyu mouse), 1515 nucleotides long. It is a transcript of the gene Adsl, whose product is annotated as adenylosuccinate lyase. The record is from RefSeq and is a predicted model, not a curated record. Gene Ontology annotation, biological process: 'de novo' AMP biosynthetic process. NCBI's taxonomy places the organism in Eukaryota, Metazoa, Chordata, Mammalia, Rodentia, Muridae. Gene Ontology annotation, cellular component: cytosol. Gene Ontology annotation, molecular function: (S)-2-(5-amino-1-(5-phospho-D-ribosyl)imidazole-4-carboxamido) succinate lyase (fumarate-forming) activity; N6-(1,2-dicarboxyethyl)AMP AMP-lyase (fumarate-forming) activity.
GCUUUUGGCCCUGCUGCUGGUGUCCGCGGUGUCCUGGUCGCGUGUUGAAAAUGGCUGCAGCCGGCGACCCUGGCAGUGCUGAAAGCUACCGUUCUCCGCUGGCGGCCCGCUACGCCAGCCGCGAGAUGUGCUUCUUGUUCAGCGACAGGUACAAGUUCCAGACGUGGCGGCAGCUGUGGCUGUGGCUGGCGGAGGCCGAGCAGACGCUGGGUUUGCCUAUCACAGACGAACAAAUCCAGGAGAUGAAGUCGAACCUGAGCAACAUUGACUUCCAGAUGGCUGCUGAGGAAGAGAAGCGCCUGCGGCACGACGUGAUGGCUCACGUGCACACGUUCGGCCACUGCUGUCCGAAAGCUGCGGGCAUCAUUCAUCUAGGCGCCACCUCCUGCUAUGUCGGAGACAAUACGGACCUGAUUAUUCUGAGAAAUGCAUUUGACCUGCUUUUGCCAAAGCUGGCUAGAGUGAUCUCGAGGCUUGCCGACUUUGCUAAGGAACGUGCUGAUCUGCCCACGUUAGGUUUCACACACUUUCAGCCUGCUCAGCUGACCACGGUUGGGAAACGCUGCUGCCUUUGGAUUCAAGAUCUCUGCAUGGAUCUCCAGAACUUGAAGCGUGUCCGGGAUGAGCUGCGCUUCCGAGGAGUAAAGGGCACCACUGGCACGCAGGCCAGCUUCCUGCAGCUCUUCGAGGGGGAUCACCAGAAGGUGGAGCAGCUUGACAAGAUGGUGACAGAAAAGGCAGGGUUUAAAAGAGCCUUCAUCAUCACAGGACAGACCUACACACGGAAAGUGGACAUCGAAGUGCUGUCUGUGCUGGCCAGUUUAGGAGCAUCGGUGCACAAGAUUUGCACUGAUAUACGCCUGCUGGCAAACCUGAAGGAGAUGGAGGAGCCCUUUGAGAAACAGCAGAUUGGCUCCAGUGCAAUGCCAUACAAGCGGAACCCCAUGCGCUCCGAACGUUGCUGCAGCCUGGCCCGUCACCUGAUGGCCCUUACCAUGGACCCACUACAGACAGCGUCUGUGCAGUGGUUUGAACGUACUCUGGAUGACAGUGCCAACCGACGGAUCUGUUUGGCUGAAGCGUUUCUCACUGCAGAUACUAUAUUAAACACCCUACAGAACAUUUCUGAAGGAUUGGUGGUGUACCCCAAAGUAAUAGAACGGCGCAUUCGGCAAGAGCUGCCUUUCAUGGCCACAGAGAACAUCAUCAUGGCAAUGGUGAAAGCCGGGGGCAGCCGACAGGACUGCCAUGAGAAAAUCAGAGUGCUUUCCCAGCAGGCAGCUGCUGUGGUCAAGCAGGAAGGAGGCGACAAUGACCUUAUAGAGCGCAUCCGGGCAGAUGCCUACUUCAGCCUCAUCCACUCACAGCUGGAGCACUUGCUGGACCCCUCUUCUUUCACUGGCCGAGCACCCCAGCAGGUCCACAGAUUCCUGGAAGAGGAAGUGCACCCCCUGCUAAAGCCCUAUGGGAAUGAGAUGGCGGUGAAAGCAGAGCUGUGUCUGUAGAGUAGGAGAG